GUCAACGUCAGAAAGACGCAAUUUCUAUUUAGAGUUGGUCUUACUUGAAAUCACUAAAAAUGCAAGACGUUGUAGCUCCCGUAACAUACAUACAGUUUGACAUAACUGCAUCUUUGGAGAUGCAGCUUGGUGCUCUUCCUCUUCCAUUUCCAGGGAUGGACAAGUCUGGAGCAGCUAUUUGUACAUAUUAUUUAAGUAAUGUUUGCAGUAAAGGUGCUGCUUGUCCAUUCCGCCAUGUAAAAGGAGACAGAACAGUUGUAUGUAAACAUUGGUUACGAGGUCUAUGCAAGAAAGGAGACGAUUGUGAAUUUCUCCAUGAGUAUGACAUGACAAAGAUGCCGGAAUGUUACUUUUUCUCAAAAUUUGGUGAAUGUAACAACAAAGAAUGUCCAUUUUUACACAUAGACCCUUCAUCAAAGUUAAAAGAUUGUGCAUGGUAUGACAGAGGAUUCUGUAGACAUGGUCCUAAUUGUAAGAACAGACAUGUGAGAAGAGUCAUCUGUCAGUGUUAUUUGAAUGGUUUCUGUUUGGAGGGUCCAAAAUGUAAAUUUAUGCACCCUAAAUUUGAAUUGCCAGUUUAUGAGACGAAAGAAAUGACAAAGAAACCAAUGAUCACAUGUCAUUUUUGUGGAGAGACAGGACACAAAGCUAAUAGCUGUUUUAAACAAGGACACAUGCCGACAGGAAUACAAGAUGGCAAUAAAAUAGAAAUUCAGGCUCAGGAUAUGAAACAACAAUUACAGGGAUCACAUGCACAACAGAAUAUGACCAGUUCUAUCAAACCAAUGCCAGAUUACAGAAACCCAAUGAGACCUUUAGAUCAAGUUACAUGCUUCAAGUGUGGAGAAAAAGGACAUUAUGCCAACAAGUGUAAUAAAAGCCAUCUUGCUUUCCUUAGUUCGGGAGGAGGACAUUGAUAUUGUUAUAGUGUUCUCAAUUGUUAUAACUAUAUGGACUAUGUUACAGAGAUAUAAAAUGAAAGUACAUGUGA
Molecule: messenger RNA, 991 nt
Organism: Mytilus trossulus (common blue mussel)
Lineage: Eukaryota; Metazoa; Mollusca; Bivalvia; Mytilida; Mytilidae
Product: cleavage and polyadenylation specificity factor subunit 4-like
Exons: 7
Coding region: 60-917 (285 amino acids)
Molecular function (GO): zinc ion binding; RNA binding
Source: RefSeq, a predicted model, not a curated record